AUGAAUUAUGAUCAUCAAAAAAUAAACAAUUACCAAUAUUAUUAUCAGAAAAAUAACAACAACAGUAAUAUCAACAAUAAUAAAACGAAUUUCACACCAGAAAAGAAACAAGUUAUUUUAGAACAUUUACUAAUCACUAAAAAAUCAACCCAGCAAACGAAAAACUAUUCUCAUGUUCCAUGUAAAUUUUUUAAACAAGGCAAAUGUACUGCAGGUAGUUCGUGUCCAUUUUCUCAUUCAUUAGACUUUAAUGAAGCUAAUAAAAAACCAUGUAAAUACUUUAAGUUCGGAAACUGUAAGUUCGGUAAUAAGUGUGCUAAUUCACAUAUUUUAUCAAAUAAAUAUAUUUCAUCAUCAGCAUCAACAUCCACUUUUGCUGCUAAUAAAACAUCUUUCUCUUCAAGAAAAUUCGAAAAUAACAGCUCUGCUAAUACUACCACUACUACUUUUACUACUACGAAUAAUAACAUAAACCAGUUUCUUUCUUCCUUGCCUAAAAAUAAUGAAACACUAACGACAAAUUAUACCUAUGAAUAUCCUGCAUAUAAUCAAUUGAUAUCCAGAUCAUCCAUUCCUUUUACACCACCUCCCUCUUCCUCCUCCUGUUCCUCUUCUUUGUCUUGUUCUUCGCUUGAUUCACCUAACAACAUCAUACUAAAAUAUUUUGAUAGUUUCCAUUCUACAACAAAUAAUUAUAAUUAUAACUACAGUGAAAAUAAUACUAACAUUUACACUAACACUAACACAGCUACCAAUAAUAUCAACAAAAAUUUUACACCAAUCAUGUUUACCAAGAUUGAAGAAGAAGAAGAAAACAGGGCUGGUUUAGAAGACAUAGAUUCAAAUGAUUGUUAUUUACACUAUUCUUCAAUUUUAAAUGAUUUGGAAAAAGAAGAAGAAGAACUGGAAGAAGAAAAUGAAUUCAUCUACCAACAACCACCCUUCCAGUCUCCAACAUAUAUCCAAUAUCAACAUUUUAAAUUUGAUGAUUUGUAG
Messenger RNA from Arxiozyma heterogenica, 996 nucleotides. It is a transcript of the gene LEE1, whose product is annotated as Lee1p. The record is from RefSeq and is a predicted model, not a curated record. NCBI's taxonomy places the organism in Eukaryota, Fungi, Ascomycota, Saccharomycetes, Saccharomycetales, Saccharomycetaceae. Bases 1 to 996 code for a protein of 331 amino acids. Gene Ontology annotation, molecular function: metal ion binding; ubiquitin protein ligase activity. The transcript has a single exon. Gene Ontology annotation, biological process: protein polyubiquitination.